Didymodactylos carnosus is the source of this 219-nucleotide messenger RNA. Lineage: Eukaryota; Metazoa; Rotifera; Eurotatoria; Philodinida; Philodinidae. The record is from the annotation of a GenBank genome assembly.
AUGUUUUUGAGAGACAAAACUAGUAGUUUAAACGAAGAUUUUGCCUUCAAUACGGCUAUCAUAACACAAACUUCUGCGACUGGUGCAUCACUUAAAAAAUUAUAUGUUCAUCGUAAUACACGCAUUCUUGAUUUGGAAAAAGGAUAUAAAGAACAAAAGUUAACAUUAAAUGAGUAUCACGGCCGGAGUAUGAAACUGACUGGUAUUAAAAAUUAUUAA